Messenger RNA from Camellia sinensis, 3402 nucleotides. Its product is annotated as auxin response factor 18. Gene Ontology annotation, molecular function: DNA binding. Gene Ontology annotation, cellular component: nucleus. The record is from RefSeq and is a predicted model, not a curated record. Lineage: Eukaryota; Viridiplantae; Streptophyta; Magnoliopsida; Ericales; Theaceae. Gene Ontology annotation, biological process: response to hormone; regulation of DNA-templated transcription.
UUUGUUGUUUUGCUGGCUUCUCAAAGUACAACAGAGCUUCUUCAGAUCCGAAGAAAAAGGUUACAAAAUUUACUCAAAACUAAAAAACUAUACAUACAUAUAUAUAUAUACACACACUGAUAUAUAUGUACUGUUGUCUGGUUUUUGUUAUGGUGUGUCGGUCAUGGACUUCGCUCUGUGUUGGUCUUGAAGAUCGAUUCUCUGUUGAAGACGAUGAUCGAUAGAGAGAGAAAGAGCAGCGACAGAGCUUGAUUUUUCUUGUUAAUUUUCUCGCCGGAGAGAGUUAACAGAGGUUCUGUGUAUUUUUUAUUUUAUUUUUGAUGAGAGAGAGAGAGAGAGAGAGAGAGGAUUUGUUUUGUUUUGCUUGUGUAUUACCUGAGCGAUUUGUGACUGUAUAGAUCUUGCUGAGAAUCAUUUUGAAUUUGAAUUUGAAUUUGAAUUUGAAGUUUUUUUUUUUUUUUUUUUUUUUGAAAAAAGAAAAAAAGAAAAAUUAUUUGAAGUGGAUUGAGUUUGGUGGCUGUGGAGGAUUGGCUUUCAAUUCGGAGAUGUUUUUCAUGAUAUUCUAAAAAGACGGUUUCUUCAAGCUUAAUUUUGCGGCUCGUGUUCUUGAAGCUGAGUCUGAGUUGGUCUGAAGACCAAUUUUUCCACUUUUUAGGCUCGAAAUGAUUGGGAAGAGAGUUCAAAUUGUGAAAAUUGAAGUUUUGUGGAUUGAAUUUGACAUCACUAGUUUGAAAUUGUGCUGAAUUUUCUGUUCUGGUUUUGGUGUUUUGUGGCAAUUGAAGAUCGUGCCUGAAGAUUUUUGUUUUGGUGGGUUUUAGGGAUUUCUGAGAAAAAUUGAAGAUUACUAUAAUUUAAUUCUUAUUCAGAUUCUGAUACGAAGACAGUCCAAUUUUUAGCUCUAUUUGCAUGCAUACAAUUCAGCAGACACAGCAUUUACUGCAGAAGAAAUUGAGGCUGCUUGUUUGGUUGCUGUUAUAUGAUCUUUAUUUGUCAUGAUUACGUUCAUAGAUUCGAAAGAUAAAAUGAAUGAAACUGAGAAAUGUUUAGAUUCUCAAUUAUGGCAUGCUUGUGCUGGGAGUAUGGUGCAAAUGCCGCUAGUGAAUUCGAAAGUGUUCUACUUUCCGCAAGGGCAUGCUGAGCAUUCAUGUGGAAAUGUCAAUUUUAGAAAUUGCCCUAGGAUUCCUUCUUACGUUACUUGUAGAGUUUCUGCUAUUAAAUUCAUGGCUGAUCCCGAGACAGACGAGGUUUAUGCGAAAAUUAGGCUAGUUCCAUUCAAUAGAAAUGAGAUUGAUUAUGAAGAUGAUGGAGUUGGGGGAAUUAAUGCACCUGAUACCCAAGAAAAACCCUCUUCAUUUGCAAAGACACUGACGCAAUCUGAUGCGAACAAUGGUGGAGGGUUUUCGGUUCCACGUUAUUGUGCAGAGACGAUCUUUCCACGGUUGGAUUACUCUGCUGACCCUCCGGUUCAGACCAUCCUCGCAAAGGAUGUUCAUGGUGAAAUAUGGAAAUUUCGUCAUAUUUACAGGGGAACACCGCGGCGUCAUCUUUUGACCACAGGAUGGAGUACUUUUGUGAAUCACAAAAAGCUUAUUGCAGGGGAUUCGAUUGUGUUCCUGAGAGCAGAUAACGGGGAUCUUUGUGUUGGAAUCAGGCGGGCAAAGAGGGGAAUUGGUGGCGGACCCGAGUCGUCAUCUGGGUGGAAUCCUGCCGGUGGGAAUUGUGUCAUGCCAUACGGAGGGUUAUCGGCAUUUUUUAGGGAAGAUGAGAAUAAAUUGAUGAGAAAUGGUAAUGGUGGCAAUUCAACUGGCAAGGGGAAAGUGAGGCCAGAAUCGGUUGUUGAAGCUGCAACACUAGCGGGCAAUGGGCAGCCCUUUGAGGUUGUUUACUAUCCUCGAGCUAGUACUCCAGAAUUCUGUGUGAAGGCCGUGCUUGUGAAGGCAGCAUUGCAGGUCCGCUGGUGCUCGGGGAUGAGGUUCAAGAUGGCAUUUGAAACUGAGGAUUCUUCACGGAUAAGUUGGUUCAUGGGAACCAUAUCCUCUGUUCAGGUUGCUGAUCCCAUUCACUGGCCUGAUUCGCCUUGGAGGCUUCUUCAGGUGACAUGGGAUGAGCCUGAUUUGCUUCAAAACGUCAAACACGUAAGCCCAUGGCUAGUGGAAUUGGUUUCAAACAUGCCCGCCAUCCAUCUUUCCCCAUUUUCACCGCCACAUAAGAAGUUGAAACUACCACAACAUCCGGAUUUCCCUUUCGACAACAACCAACCUCCGAUCAUGCCGACAUUUUCCAGCAACCUCCUCAGGCCCACCAGCUUCCCCUUAAAUUGUCUUCCCCCCGACAACACUCCUGCUGGCAUGCAGGGAGCCAGGCACGCUCAAUAUGGUAUAUCUUUAUCAGAUUUCCAUCUCAAUAAACUCCAUUCAAGUCUGUUUUCACCCCCUUUCCUACGGUUUGAUCAUUCUGCCCGACCCAUCAGACCGUCCAAUCCCCAUAUCGCGCACAACCCUAGCAGCAUUGAGAAUGUUUCUUGUUUGCUAACAAUGGGGGAUUGUAACCCGACUUCAAAGAAACCAGGCAAUGCGAAAGGAACCCAAUUCGUGCUGUUUGGUCAACCAAUAUUCACCGAGCAACAAAUCUCCCAAAGCUGCUCUGGGGAUACAAUUUCCCCUGUUCAUACAGGAAACAGUUCUUCAGAAGGGAAUGCAGAUAAGAUGGCCAAUGUUUCCAAUGGUUCGGGUUCUGCAUUACCAGAGCGCUCAUCUUGCGAAGGGCUUCAAUACUUGGAAACUGGUCAUUGCAAGGUCUUCAUGGAAUCAGAGAAUGUGGGUCGUACUCUUGAUCUUUCGGUACUUGGGUCUUACGAAGAAUUGUAUAGAAAGCUGGCAAACAUGUUUGGCAUUGAAAGUUCCGAAAUGUUGAACCAUGUGCUCUGCCGGGAUGUGACUGGUUCUGUCAAGCAGAUUGGAGAAGAACCAUUCAGAGAGUUUAUGAAAACAGCAAAAAGGUUGACGAUUCUAAUGGAUUCAAGCAGCGAUAAUGUAGGAAUGUAGAUUGAAGAAAGAAAAGAAAAAGACUAGGAUUUUCCAAAUGUACACAGCUUGAUGAUUGAGUGCUUCAUCCUUGUGCCCCCUUUUACUUGUCUUCCACGUGAUUUGCUAUUCUUCAAUUUUGGAACCUAGGAUUCCUUUUCGUGUCAGUAAUUCAAGAUUUGUCGGUAAUGCUUUCUCGAGUUUUGUUCAGACAACUUUCUGCAAAUACAAGUUUUUGAAAAUGGAUUGAAGUCUUCUAAGAAGCCAACUAAAUUAAGCAAUGUGCUUUGUUUAUUUUUCUAGGGGGAAAUUUGCUUCUGCCAAUGGUAUUUGACACAGAAAUAAACGCUUGAAUGGUUUAGAUUAGAUUUUUGUUGAA